AUGGCCGAACGACCGACUACCACAUGCAAAGCUCCACGGAGCCCGUCAAACCGUGACUUCAGCGCAUCAUUGCGAUGGUUACGCCGUCGCCCUCACCACCACCGCCAUGCUGAGUCGAAAACUUCAUACCCGAAACUGGAUUGUGCGAAUUCCAACACGGCCUUGAAAGACGUGUUGCGCAUUGGCCGGAAAUACAAGUCCGAGGGCAUGACAGAGGUAGCGUACAGCCGACAUAAUGAGGCUCCCGACUGGUUCGACAAGACGGGAAAGAUAUACCCUGCUCGAGCGACGGAAAUCCUGACAGCCAAAGACAAGAACGCGGCAUAUCUACUUGGAGACCACGAGCUGAAGCUGUUCGGCGACCCAGCCAAGCUACUUCAACGCGACGGACUGGACACAGUUGCCUAUACAGCAAAGGGCACUCCACGCAAGCGACAACAACCACUCGUCAAACAAGGCCGGAAGGGGACGGGUAAGAUGGACACUAAGAGCAACUGCUCCGAAGAGCUUUCGCUGGCAGGCAAGACAGCUCUUGCGGGUGCAUUCCUAGCCUUGGAGAGAGACGACGUCACAGUUACCGGAUGGAAGCGCAGCACACAAGCACGAAAAGACGCGGCCGAGCAUGAAUCGAAACUGGCACUGCUGCAGGUGGACUACGACGGGAGAUGCGCGUUCAUGGUCAACGAGUUUUCCAAACUUACUGGCGAUUCUCCCAAAUUCCGUGAGACGGCAGCUCAAAAGCUCGCUCGUUCGCCCAGACACCGAGCUCACCCAAUCCUCUAA
Zymoseptoria tritici IPO323 is the source of this 783-nucleotide messenger RNA. RefSeq lists its product as uncharacterized. The record is from RefSeq and is a predicted model, not a curated record. The transcript has 2 exons. Lineage: Eukaryota; Fungi; Ascomycota; Dothideomycetes; Mycosphaerellales; Mycosphaerellaceae. The coding region runs from base 1 to 783 and encodes 260 amino acids.